CCACCACACGUACGAUCUCGCCGAAGACAGCUGGAGGACAGCUCAGGACAGCUGGGGGCUAUUGACGAUCGGCCGUUACGUGUCCGAAAUAGAGACAUUAGAAAAUUCCUCGAGAAAAUUGUGAAACGCUCGGAGCAUCGAGCCCGGAUAUAUCGACGGUGGAUCGCCACUGAAUUCCAGUGGAAGGAGAGAGACGGCAGGAAAUUGACGGUCGCGCGACGAGAUAACCAAGUUGAUAGCGGGUCGACGAUAGGUUCGGCUCGUGUAAACACAGCCUCGUAGACGCGAUCAUGAACGAUUGCGGGCUUUGCGGCUCAAUCGAGCUCUGCGGACGAUCGCUCGUCCGGUGAGAGAGCGAGAGGGUACCGCGGUACCCGCCUUAUCUGAACACGAUGUGCCGCACAAUAAGACCUGCAGCUUAAUUGGGAAAUCUCUGUGACUCAUUUUGCUGUAAGAUAGAUCUAAAAUCAUGUAAAGUGAAGUGGAGGAACAUCAUCGUCGCAGUAUAGUUUGUUUAGUCGCGAAAAAGACGCAACAAUGGGUUCCAUCGCUCUGGAGGAGUACGAGUUGAUGAAGGACUCCAAGUAUCGGGUCUAUGUGUCUGCUGUCGACAAGGCCCUGAAGAGUUUCGAGUACACGAGCGAAUGGGCAGAUUUAAUCUCUGCCCUAGGAAAGCUCAAUAAGGUGUUACUGAGCCAUAUGAAGUUUCCUGUUAUUCCAAGGAGAAUUAAAAUAUCGAAGAGAUUAGCCCAAUGCAUGCAUCCAGCAUUACCUUCUGGUGUUCACUUGAAAGCUUUAGAAACGUACGAUAUUAUUUUUAAGUGUAUGGGCACUAAUAGGCUUAGUCAUGAGCUCUUUAUCUAUAGUGCAGGACUAUUUCCAUUGUUGGGUCAUGCUGCAAUGAAUGUCAGACCAUCAUUGUUAACGGUAUACGAAACACACUUUGUACCACUCGGCGAAAGAUUGAGACCAGGAUUAAGUGGUUUUUUAAGUGGCGUUCUCUUGGGCCUAGAAGAUGGAUCUGAUCAUUUUGACAGAACUAAUUCCUUACUGGAAAAAGUGUGUGAGGGUGUGGGUGCGGAACAUUUUUAUGCGUGCCUCUGGGACUGCUUGGCUUCAAAUUCUGUCAUUCGAUUGCCUGCAAUAUCAUUCGUGCUAGCACAUUUCAACAAAAAAAUGUCGAUGGAGGAGCAAAAAUAUAUUAUGGGUACUAAUAUCAAAAUUAUGAUUUCAGCCUUGUGUGCUGGAGUACAAGAUACUUCGGUGCUAGUGCAAAGAAGUGCACUGGAUUUUCUAUUGAUAGGUUUUCCUAUGCACAACAGUCAAUUGACACAUCCAGAUAUGAUACUGUUAAUAAAAGCUGCUUUAGUUACUAUAUUGCGAAGGGAUAUGAGCUUAAACAGACGUUUGUUUGCUUGGCUGUUGGGCACUGAAGUAAGCACAUCGAUUUUAAAGAAGAAGAACCAUGCAAUUGCAGACACUAAAGAGAGUGUAACAUACUUUGAUAUGUAUUCGAAGGAAAUGCUAGUUGAAGCGAUAAAAUAUCUACUUAAAGAAGUGUGUGAAGAAAAUUCGCAAGAUCUGAAGCCAUAUAGGAUACUUGUCUCGUUACUCGAUAAGGUGGAUAUUGGACCAAUAAUUUUAGAUGAUAUUCUGUUUGAAGUGUUUAGGACAUUUUAUAAUGCAUGCAGACAAUUUAUGCCAAGUCAUGCCCCGAAAUCGAAUGAAGUGGUGAAGUCUGCGAAUCUGUUAUUCUCGACUUUGGAACCGUCUUAUAUCUGGAUACAUUGUGGGCAUCUAUUUGAGAAAGCCUGUAAUACUAGAGCAAAGGUGCUAACAGAAUUUUUACUUGAGACUGUGUCGUUGGAUGCGUUUAUAGACACGCCAUCUGAACAUCUUCCUGGCUUAUUUUACGAAAUAAUCAGCAAACUUUUACAUCACAGUAAUAUCCUGUCCCCAACAGAGAUCUCAAAAAGUCUCAAAUUAUGCGCCAAGAUCUUAUCGAAGGUGCAACCAACGUCUCAUGCGGAUAAGUGUGAAAUAGAUGCCAAGUUGGACAUGUCUCUGAAUAACAUUACAGUUCCCAGCGAUAAUUCCCUGAUGGCAAUCCCUUUAGAGAAAAGUCAGUCAGAUAGUAAAUUGAAUAAGCCCGAUACAUCCAAUAUCUCCUUCACAGAGAAAAGCCCAAGUACAAGAAGAAGAGCCAAUUCCGGUGGUGCUGCUAAAAGGAGCGAGAAGAAGUCGAAGAAAAAGGGAAGUAAAAGCACUCCCAAAUUAAACGACACGUACACAAUACAGGCUGAUGGCAGCAGCAUAUCCGUUGUAGUGAGCGAAGAUACGAAACCUUUACCUAGAAAUAAAAGUAUGGACGAUAUUAAAGCAAGCUGCGUUGAAAUUGAUGAUAUUUCUUCAUCAAUGAUUCAAUCUUCAGACAGUCGGCUGUCCAUGUUAAAACAUUUUAAGAAUGUUACUCCAAUGGGAUCGACGGGAUCCUUAUGUAGGGGACCAUCUCCAGCGUUUCAGGCACAGCAUUCCAUGUUGGAAAAGUGUCUCCGGCAAUACGAGAUAUUUUACGUUAAAUUAAUUAGCAACCGGAUACUUAGCAAAGAGAGAACAGUGCAGGAUAUGUUUGAUCAUUUGGUGGUGUCUUCUCCGAGAAAGAGUUUCGAUGAGAGAAUGCGUUACUUGGAAUUCAUGUUAAAUUCGAGAUUAAGCAUAGAUGACUCCGGAUUCUUUAGUCAAGACUCAUCCGUAACUGAAGAUACCAAGUGCCUGGAUAUUUUUCACCUAUUCCUCGAUUUGGCGACGUACUCAGAAUGGAUCGAAGCCAUGAAAAUAGCGUCCAGCUUAUUCGUCGAACUGUCCACAUUUCCUAAAUACUUUUUGUCCGGCGACGAUGUACUCGUAGAAGAGGAACCGAAAUUUGAGCACGUUCUUCCGGAUUGGUUGAAAAUUUUAAUAGUCUGUUCUUGCUGGUUGCAGAAGCAACCCGCAUUACAGUUAACGAGUAUUGCUACGUUAUUGGACUUAGUUGCAUUGUUAAAAGCACAUAACGACGUCGAGACACAUCCGAAAAGUGGAGAGGGUGUGACGACGGUUAUUAUCGUUCCCCUGUUGAAACAAUGGCACAUAACUUAUUUGAUGCAGUAUACUAAUGUAUUUCAGGUACUGGCACAUUCCUUGUGGCAUCAUUUGGGCGAACUUCCCGCCCAUAAAUUCAGGAUGCGUUGUGUAGAAUUAUUGCACGAAUUACAUCAUGCUUUAUACGAUUCUUGUGAUGCGGUUGAGAACCUAAUAGGAUCCGCACUUACCUCUGAAAAUCCCGAGAAGAAGAUCGAAGCCUUCAGUAGAUUUGCUACUUUGUGGCACUUAGGACGAGAAAUUGAAAUGAAUCCAAGAUUGCGUGGCUGUCUUAGAACUUUUGACCAAUCUUUGUUGAAAAUAUUGGACAAUCUUCAGCUUGCGGACAAUUCGCCGUUAAAGCUGCAGGCCCAAUCGUGGCUGUUACAUUCCUUAAUGCGUGGCGACAUAUCACGCGUAAUAGAUCCUCUGCUGAUAAUACUAUUAGAUCCAUCCACAUGCCGUAUGAGCGUUCUUCACGUGAGUAUACAACACAGUAAUACCGUCCUAACGAAGAAUGAUCCUGUGGAGGAGAAAUCAGAGGUUCAAGACGACACUGAGGGCGCCGCGAAAAUUUACGCAAUCAGUUCAGUCGAUGGUAAUGUAAUAUAUCACGUGAGCGAUAACGUAGAUGAAGAUAAAAAAUGGAAAAAGGGUAAAAAAAAGAAGCAUACGAUAAAUCCUGUGAAGAUAAAACGAAUCUUUGCGGUGACAACGCUGGCGACUGGAGAUAAUUGCAAUCACUAUGUUACCGAGAGAAAUCAGUUUAUGAAGGAACUUGAAGUACCGCCCAGUAUAUCCGGCAACAGAAAGAUUUCUGUGUUCGUAAAUCCUCUCUCGAUCAAUUGUAAUGAAAAUUCAAAUGACUCCUUUACGGAGGACGAUUCGCUGCCCAGUAUGCGCAAGACGAAUUUAACAACAGAGUUGCUGAAAAAUGCUACUCGCUUUAAGAAAAUUGAUUUCGACAAAGGUUCUACUGCCAGUUUAGACGAAAGUCUUUUCGAAUCGGCGAAUUCUAGCUUGAAAGCGAAGGAUAAGAGUAGCUACAAGAAACUAAACGACGAUGUCGAUUCGUCGUCGGAUUCCAUAACGAAUAGCUUAGAUUCGAGCAGUCCUGAAGUAACUAACAAACAAUCCAAACAAAAGAAGGAAACUCUUAUAAUGCCAGGUAGUUCCAGAGAAGUAGCGGGCACUAUCAUAAAGGGCAGAUAUUAUAGCACAAACGAGUUCAGCGCGAAUUACGAUCAUGAUAUCGGUAGUUUCGAAGCGAGCGUGGAGGUACCUAGCUGGACAAUGGACGACGACGAUGGCGAACUGGAUGUCAGCACCACUGCGGAAGAGUACUUUAGCAACUCUAGCAGCACCGGUAUAGUCGAAGAAAUUCUGAAUGAAGUACUCGAUCGCGCGAUGCAACUAUGCGACAUUGCCGAAUCACCUAAAAAUGAAGAGGUUCCGCAACAUAAUGCGAAAACUAAUCGAAAUAUCGGCUUGGGUGUUCACAAUCUUCACUCCCACAUGUUACUCUACUGUGGAGUAUACGAUUCGGCCAGGACUCUUUACGCUCUGCGUACCCUCAGGAACGAACUCUUGACGAACACGCGAAUGUUCCUGUGUUGUGCUGCGACGACUGGUGUAGCGAACGCGACGAAGAACACAGUGUUAUUAAACUUGUUAGCAAGACAUAGGAAAAGUGUUUUUGGUAGGAACUUUCAUGGUGAUAUAGCUAAUACGGAAUUUAUAGCGGCUUACAGAAGUAGUAUGUAUCUAGAAGUGUUGAUAAGCGUGUGUCUGUACUUCGCGAGAAGCUACUAUCCGAAUCUGGGGCAAAUGAGACUUACAUACGAAGAGAUCGCGGGUAAUCGCCAAGUACAACUUGCGAGUGCGGAGUUAUUGACGCUAAUAUUUUCCGAGUUAAUCCCGAUCGUUCGCGAUUCUGGGAAAGGCUUUAGUUGCUAUAUAGUUGAUUUAUUGACUAAAUGUAAAGUACAAAAAGUUGCUCUGCAUUGUCUUGUAUCCAGUGUUAUGAGUAUGAAGAACGCUCAUAAGGAGAACGAAGAUGUUUCCACGUUUACUGAAGAAAUCGUAUUGUUUAAUGAUCCGUUUAUCGAUAAUGAUGUUAACAAAUGUAAAUAUAGAGCGAGUGAUCAUACGGAAGCUUUCCAAAUACAAUUGUUACGGUUAUUGUUAGCAUUAAUUAUGUUGGAGCAUCAGUGCUGUAGUCAAAAAGGAGAGGAAAUUAAUUCUACAACAUCCCCCAUACCAAGUUCACCGACACGAGCAUCAAAUUUGAUCGGGAAUAAUUUGACGUUGAAAUACGUUUCUGGGGCAGCAAUACCGCAGCAACCAAUGUUUCUUGCUAGUAUUCUUAGCGCCUUGCAACUCGAUCAUAUGAGACAUCUUCAUCAACAUUGGACCACUCUUGUUACGUCCAGCCUACCUUUUAUAGGACCGUCUUUAACAUCUGUUGUAACAUCAGUCAUUCAUCAAUUAUGUAAUAAUAUUGAGCAUCUAGCAUCAUAUUAUAUCUGCGAAGAUGCGACAUUGACAUCGAAAUUGCAAGAUAUAAGCACAGUGGAAUGCUGUUUGCCUGCAGAUUACACUGUGACACAUUUGGAAGCUUUGACAUAUUUACUUCAUUACUGUCUAUUGGAUACUUCUCAACAAAUCGGAUUUUCAUUUAAUCAGCCACUAAGUGGUACUAUACAAACGGGAAUUCCUGGUGCUAAUCCCGGGCAAAUAUUCAAUAAUCUUAUACAUGUCUUUAUGCCCAGCCCACUUUCUCCAGAUUUAUUCACAGCUAAAGAUAAAAGUGGCGCAAAUGAGCUGCAACAACACGCCAGGAGAACAGCAUUAAGUCAUUUGCCAAGAAUAAUAGCAUCGUUGUCUGCUUUAUGGCAAGCGGUUUUGGCAACAAAAGACAAUGAACAAGCCAGUUGUGUGGUAGGUAGUCCGAGAAUAGUCAAAUAUCAAUUGUUGGAACUCCUGUCUCCAAUUUCUUUCCAUCAUGGAGCCAACUUCUUGGCUGCAGUUGCAGUUGCCUGGCAUGAAAGGCGCCAAUCAUCUGCCGCAUCAAAAAAGAUACUUCCAGAAGCGUGCCCUAAUCAGCAAGUAAUGGUUCACCUUGUUAGUGCAAUUCGUGUUAUGCCUAUUGAUACUUUGGUGCAUACCGUGCAUCAAGUAGUGAAAACGCCACCGCCAAUACACGGUGUCAAACAAGAUUUCUCAUUGGAAGUCUCAGUACUCGAAUUACUUUAUGUGUAUAUGCAGAGUAACACGUCGCAAUCGCUUAUUGAGUCUUGGGCAUCCUUGUUUAGUUUAUUAAAGGAUGGUCUGUCGCUAACAGCACCUGCCCAAUUUCUCUUACUGGCUAUACUAAACGAAUAUGUACAAAAGUGCCCACCUAUGCAAGAGAAGAAAGAUAUCAAAGAUUUGCAAGAUGUGUCUGCGAAGUUGAUCGAAUCGUGUUCGCAAAUAGCCGGUGCCUGUUUAGAGCAAACAACAUGGCUAAGAAGGAAUUUGGCCGUCCGAGAGGAUGUUUUUGAAGUAGUCGAAGGUUCUUCGGAAGGUAAAGAAGGAAAAAAUAGUGCUGUAACACCCGGCACCCCACCUAACGCGGCAUACAGUGUUCAAGCGCAAGCGGUAUUAGCGGAAAUACUUGCACCACUGUUGGAUGUCAGUUAUGGUUCGCAAGAGAAGGAACGUGUAGUAACGCUCCUAAUUAAUCUCAUGUAUAAUGUUACACCUUAUCUUAAGAAUCACACGAUAAAAAAUAUCGCCUCAUUCACCGCCUGUUCUCAACUACUGGCUUCCCUAUCAGGAUAUCAGUAUACGAGAAAGGCAUGGCGCAAAGAUGUUUUAGACUUGUUACUUGACUCGGCCUUUUUCCAAAUGAUACCGGCAUGUCUGCCAUAUUGGAGAACCAUAAUAGACAAUCUGAUGACGCACGACAAUACUACCUUCAGGGAUUUAAUGAAUCGCGUUUCCAUGGCUCAAGGCAGCGGGAUCAGUAUAUUUUCUUCGAAGGAACAGGAAUAUGAGCAGAAAGCACAGCUGUUGAAGCGUUUGGCGUUCGUCAUUCUUUGCAGUGAAACAGAUCAAUAUCACAAAUAUAUGCCGGAGAUACAAGAACGAUUAGCAGACAGUUUACGUCUACCUCAAGUAAUCCCGUCUAUUCAGGCGCAAGUGUUUCUUUGUUUUCGCGUACUGCUAUUGAGAAUGUCACCACAACACGCAACGUCCUUAUGGCCAGUUAUAGUUAGCGAACUUGUUCAAGUAUUCCUCUACAUUGAGCAGGAAUUGAACACAGAUAGCGAAGAAUUCAGUCGUCAUAGCAGUUCGCACAUUAAAUUAUUAUCGGCUCUGGACUCGUCGUGGGCUGUUAACGCCAGCAACGGACUGCAAGCACACGGGCAUCCUCACUGGUUGCAAUUGCAGCUGGCCGCCGCCAAGCUGCUAGAUCUCGCGUUGCUGUUGCCCGCGCACAGAUUACCACAGUUUCAGAUGUAUAAAUGGGCAUUUGUCGGAGACGCAGCGGCAGGUUGUACAGAUAACAAUAACUUAUCCUCUGAUUUUGUACCGCAUAUUACAAGAAUAGCGAAAUUGAUGGACAGUAAGUUCAAGCCAGAAGGUCCACCGCCCAAAAGAAAUCCGGGAGAGCUUCUACUAACGUCGAAUAAUGUUCGCUCUUUGCAAGAUUUGCAUCAUUUCUUCUCAAGCCUUAGUCGCGCUACAUGCGACACGUACGUGCCGAUAAAUAACACGCAACUGGAGACUGUAAUCGAACAGGAUUUCCUUGAGAAAAUGCCAGCCGUGCCAGCGAGAUAAUAAGGAUGUUAGUGAUAACCGUAUAAAUAAUAUUCGUUCACAUCGGAAAGAGAUAUGUCGUGAAGACGCGCUUUCUCCUUUGAUAUAUUUAUAAAAAAUAUGUACAAGAUAUUAUGAAGAUAAUCAGCGCACCUAAGUCUAUACGUAAAUACUACAUCGUAUAAAUGUGGCACAAUUAUAAUAUAAGCAUUCAAGAAAUGCACCAACUGCUCCUGUCUUCUGCCAUUAAUUGUUUCGAAGUAUUCGCUUAACAAACAAAAAAAAGAGAGGAAAAAAAAA
Molecule: messenger RNA, 8223 nt
Organism: Mycetomoellerius zeteki
Lineage: Eukaryota; Metazoa; Arthropoda; Insecta; Hymenoptera; Formicidae
Product: protein dopey-1 homolog
Biological process (GO): Golgi to endosome transport
Cellular component (GO): endosome; trans-Golgi network
Source: RefSeq, a predicted model, not a curated record